Messenger RNA from Anguilla rostrata (American eel), 3720 nucleotides. RefSeq names its product UDP-N-acetyl-alpha-D-galactosamine:polypeptide N-acetylgalactosaminyltransferase 6 (GalNAc-T6) (gene galnt6). Gene Ontology annotation, molecular function: polypeptide N-acetylgalactosaminyltransferase activity. The record is from RefSeq and is a predicted model, not a curated record. The transcript has 11 exons. Gene Ontology annotation, biological process: protein O-linked glycosylation. Gene Ontology annotation, cellular component: Golgi apparatus. Bases 16 to 1905 code for a protein of 629 amino acids. Lineage: Eukaryota; Metazoa; Chordata; Actinopteri; Anguilliformes; Anguillidae.
CCUACAGUUCCUGAAAUGUGGUCGUCAUUUUUGGACAUGCGUCUGUUCCUGCGCCGUCGCGCCUCGCCCCUGAAGCUGACAAUUUUGGGGGGGACGCUGUUCAUGGUGGUGCUGGUGGUGCUGCAGCGGGAUGUAGGCACCGGCGGGGGCACCCCCGAGCCCUGGUUCCGAGAACUGGCCAAUAGGAAGGAGCGGAUGUUGGACGUGGUCAUGGGUGCGGUCAACAACCUUCGCUUUCAGAUCGGUGCUCCCCAGCCCCCGUCCGCUGAGGAGCAGCCCACCCCUGACCGGGACUGCCCCCCUGGCUUCUACACCCAGGCCGAUCUUCGCCCCCACCUGGAGAGGCCCCCCCAGGACCCACAGGCCCAGGGGGCUGAUGGGAAGGCCUUCAGCAUGGACAAGCUGUCCCCUGCGGAGGAGAAGGAGAAGGCGGAAGGGAUGGCCCGGCACUGCUUCAACCAGUUUGCCAGCGACCGCAUCUCCCUGCACCGCAGCCUGGGGGAGGACACUCGCCCCCCUGAGUGCGUGGAGCGCAAAUUCCGCCGCUGCCCGCCUCUGCCCACCACCAGCGUCAUCAUCGUCUUCCACAACGAGGCGUGGUCCACACUCCUGCGCACCGUCUACAGCGUUCUGCACACCGCCCCCGCCUCCAUGCUCACCGAGAUCAUACUGGUGGAUGACGCAAGCACUGCAGAUCACCUGCAGGACCGGCUGGAGAAGCACGCGGCCACGCUGAAGGUGGUGCGGGUGGUGCGGCAGCCGGAGCGGAAGGGGCUCAUCACGGCCCGGAUGCUGGGCGCCAGCGUCGCCCGCGGGGAGGUGCUCACCUUCCUGGAUGCCCACUGUGAGUGUUUCCACGGCUGGCUGGAACCCCUCCUGGCGCGGAUUGUGGAAGAGCCCACCGCCGUAGUGAGUCCCGAUAUCACUACCAUCGACCUGAACAACUUCCUGUUCAACAAGCCGGUGGCCACGGCCCACGCACACAACCGCGGGAACUUCGACUGGAGCCUGACCUUCGGCUGGGAGGGCAUUCCUGACCACGAGAGGGCCCGCAGGAAAGACGAGACCUACCCUGUCAAGACUCCCACCUUUGCUGGAGGACUGUUUAGCAUCUCCAAGGCCUAUUUUGAGAAAAUUGGGACCUACGAUGACAAGAUGGAAAUUUGGGGAGGGGAGAACGUGGAGAUGUCUUUUAGGGUGUGGCAGUGCGGCGGCCAGCUGGAGAUCAUCCCGUGCUCGGUGGUCGGGCACGUCUUCCGCACCAAGAGCCCCCACACCUUCCCCAAGGGCACCGAGGUCAUCACCCGGAACCAGGUGCGUCUGGCCGAGGUCUGGAUGGAUGACUACAAGAAGAUCUUCUACCGCCGGAACAAGAACGCGGCCAUCAUGGCCCAAGAGAACAAGUACGGCGACAUAUCUGAGCGGGUGAAGCUAAGGGAGAGCCUGCACUGCAAGAACUUCACGUGGUACCUGGAGAACAUCUACCCAGAAGUCUUCGUUCCUGACCUCACCCCAGUCCUGUUUGGAGCGAUCAAGAACUCUGGUUCUCAGACCUGCCUGGAUGUAGGAGAGAACAACUCUGGAGGGAAACCCAUGAUUAUGUAUACAUGCCACAACAUGGGUGGCAACCAGUAUUUCGAGUACACGUCCCACCAGGAGCUGCGGCACAACAUCGGGAAGCAGCUGUGCCUGCAGGCGUGGGUGGAGCCGCUGCCCGUCACCGUGGAGCUUUGCCAGUUGAAGGGCCGCGGCACGCAGGUGGACCCCAGGCAGCGGUGGGAGUUCACCUCGGAGCAGCUCUUACGGAACCCGCCUUCCGGCAAGUGCCUGACCCUGAGAGAAGGCAAGGUCGUCAUGGCGCCCUGUAACCCAGCUGACAUCAGCCAGCACUGGGUCAUCAGCUGACCCCGCCCACCGGCGGCCCAGCCAGGAGAGACCCGCUUCGAAGGGCCCCUCCCACCGGACUCGAGCACAGCACGCUGCAGCCUCCCAAACAUUACAGGAACACACAGAGGGGCCGGUUUGAGAUCCCCUGCAUCGCGUAUCUGUGCGAAGGAGUCCUGGACCGACGGCUGUUUUAAAAUGUAUUUAGAGUGGGGACUUGCGGAGGGGGCGGGAAUGGUGGAGGAAUUCGGCUGGGAUCAAAAGAGCUGUGGACUACGCGUCCCCCUGAGACGGUCAGACGGAGAACUGCAGAAAGCCCUCUGGCUGAAACCUAGUGCCUUUUACACUCCAGUCCGUAAACUGGCUUUUAGUUUCGUGUCAAAUAUGUGUAUUUCAGAGAAGAUAAGAAAAGAAAAAAAUAUAUAUUUGUGAAAAUUUUUUUUGGCUAGGAUGAUCCACAUCCACUACAGCUUUUCUAUAUUUCUUGCCAAAGAAAUUUUUAAUUUAUUGAUAUUCUGUUUCGAUAUCCCUAUCAUUGAUUAUUGUUCGUGAUCAGAACACUUACCAGGCGGGGAUAAAACAAAGUGCUGGUUUUAUGGUCGGAUUUAAACAUUUAUGAGUUUAAAAAAAGGUAAUCGUGCACACAGCAUGGGAGUAGACCAAUUCCAUUUAUAACAUUGCAGGAGAGUACUUUUUAUUUUAUUUUUUAAUUUAUUUUGCAUACUCCCAGUCUCUGAAGUGGACAUUGAGUUUGGCCUGUCAUCUCAUUUGCAAAUAAUCUGAAUGGUAGCCGGUUAGUCUUCCACUGAAGCCCCAGAUUUUGACUCCCUGAAUUGUAUUUGAUUGCUCAUGUGAACUUCUCGAGAAAAUGAUGUGUUCCUCUUUGCAAAAUGGAGGCAAAACUGGACUUUGUGUCUUUUUACACUGCCCUGUGACAUAUUUGUACCAAUCAAAUGACUGCAAGCUAAGUGGAUUGAGCAGACCAACAUGCCUCCAGGUUUAUUUGUUUUUUUUCCCCACGUUGUACCGACUGAUAUUUAUACUCUAUGGAUCAGCUGAUAGACUGUGCUCUAUGAUUAAACUAAAUACCCCAGUUUGUUAUUAAUUAAAUUAAACAAACCCUUUGUUUCUUUAUGGAAGUAACUCAGUUGGGUGUGGCUUGUAUGGCAGCUCAACAAUGACACCUACAGUCAGGUCAGGUGACUUACAGUUGUAGCCAGAAGAUUUGAUACUGUAAUUAAUUGAUAUCAUGGUCCUUUUUUUUUUUUUUUUUUUUUUUUUUUUGAAUGGGACAAAUUAUCGCUGCAAUAAUUUUUAGACAUGAAUCCAUAUAUGUAUUUCAAUAAUAUGACACUGGGUGUACAUCCAGUGGUAUGAAUUUGAAUUAGAACACAGUUGCGUAUCAGCUAUGCUAUCAGGUAACCAACAGAUCCUUUCCUAGGCAGUGGUUUGAUCCUACGCCGUUAUGAAUGUAGCUGCGGCAAUUGGAAGCUCUCUCAAUGCUGGGUUGACUUCUAUGGGAGAGGGUUUAUUCAGUCAAAAGAAUGCAUGUCCAAUUUACUAUAAUCACUCACUGUGAUUCCCCUUUUCAAUCAUGAAUCAAUAUCAUUUGUUAGCAACUACAUUAUUUUGAAUUUGGAAAUUAUCUAUGCGUGGAUGCAAACAUGAAAUUCUGAGACAUGUAACUGAAAUCUGAAACUGCAAUGUUGUGUCUCCAGGGGUCACAGAUUAAUUUGGUAGUUUCAGUGAGGUUUAAUGCAAUUUUGAUAUCUUUCUGUUUCAUUAAAAUGAAUAAGCACAUAUGAACUUGUCUCAAUAAAAUAAUUUUAAUGUCCA